Messenger RNA from Bufo bufo (common toad), 1356 nucleotides. Its product is annotated as carbonic anhydrase 15-like. Bases 183 to 1133 code for a protein of 316 amino acids. The transcript has 8 exons. NCBI's taxonomy places the organism in Eukaryota, Metazoa, Chordata, Amphibia, Anura, Bufonidae. The record is from RefSeq and is a predicted model, not a curated record. Gene Ontology annotation, cellular component: plasma membrane. Gene Ontology annotation, molecular function: carbonate dehydratase activity; zinc ion binding.
GCCAGGCUUAAUGUCCUAGAAAGAGUUAACUGAAAACUCAGCCCUGAUCUUUAUAGAUGUAUAUAUAUUGAUGCAUGAGUUGAAUGGGAAUGGACAGUCUCCCUGGUUGUGGGAGAAAGUGAGGGUCAGCUUCUGAACAACUCUGCUACCCUGCGGUGGAACUUCCAGAAUAUAAAUUCAGCAUGAACAUCUUUCAGCUCGGCAUGACUUUAAUAACUUUCCCCUUCAUUAUACAGGUGUCUGGAGGAGGUCAAUGGUGUUACACCUCUCAGAACCCUACGUGUGGUCCUGAUCACUGGAAGGAUAUUAAUCAUAAUUGUGGAGGUGACCAUCAAUCUCCUAUCAACAUUGAAAAGGCGAAAGUAAGCAGAGACAGCCAUCUAGAUAAUAUCACUUUCCAGGGAUUUGAUUAUGCUCCACCUGGUCAGUGGAAGCUAAUGAAUGAUGGACAUUCAGUAUUGCUGAGCCUCUCAGGAGACAUUUCCAUUAGUGGAGCAGGACUACCCAAUAAAUACAAAGCAUUACAAUUCCACUUCCAUUGGGGAAGUCCUAACAAGGAUGGAUCAGAGCAUACAGUAGAUGGAAAGCAGUUCCCUCUUGAGUUGCAUAUUGUUCAUAUGAAUACUAAAUUCAAUAGUAUCACAGAAGCCAAGAAGGAUCCCCAGGGCCUGGCAGUGUUGGGCAUUCUAAUCACGGUAGGAGAAGCAGAGAACCCCAGUUACAACACUUUGGUGGCCGCCAUGAAAAAUGUGUCGCUAGAAGGAGACUUCACUGAGAUUCCAACAUUUCCCUUGCAAAACCUCCUUCCACCCCACAAUGGGUUGUCCCAAUACUAUCGAUACCAAGGUUCCCUUACAACUCCUGACUGUUCAGAGGCUGUGAUUUGGACAGUGUUUGAGCAUCCAAUUGCCAUUAGUCGAACACAGCAUCGAAUCCUGACAGAUACAGCCUAUUUCUCUGCUCAAGGAGAGGGUCUGGUAAAAAUGACAGACAAUUUCCGACCACCUCAGCCACUUAAGGGUCGCAAAGUACUGGCUUCUAAAGAUGCCACUGUCAGCUCCUCAGUUGCUCCCCAGGCCUCAGUAUUAACCCUGACUAUAUUAUACAUAUCAGUGAAGAUAUUGCAGGACUAGAGGGAAAUUAGAAGGAAUUUUCACCACUGGACUGAAAAUAUUGAAAAUGAACUAAAGGAAAGGCGCACCACACAAACCAUGGUCUUACAGGCAAGGUUCACAUCUCACUGAAUUCACUGGAUACGCCACAGAACUGCACGCCACCUUGCAAAGCAGCUAUCAAUGAGACUCUUCCUGGGAUUGGAAAAUAUAUUUAGAAAUUGCAAGAUAUCAAAGAUAACUG